This is a messenger RNA of Acipenser ruthenus (sterlet), 3168 nucleotides long. RefSeq names its product glycine N-acyltransferase-like protein 3. The transcript has 5 exons. NCBI's taxonomy places the organism in Eukaryota, Metazoa, Chordata, Actinopteri, Acipenseriformes, Acipenseridae. Gene Ontology annotation, cellular component: mitochondrion. Gene Ontology annotation, molecular function: glycine N-acyltransferase activity. The record is from RefSeq and is a predicted model, not a curated record. The coding region runs from base 1991 to 2830 and encodes 279 amino acids.
AAUCGUAACUCGUCCCAGGUGCGCGGCACUGUAUCUAUCUUGUCCCAGCUGCUGAGAAAGUUGCAAGCAGGCUGGUCGGGCGGACAUGCCUGAGUCUGCAGAGACGUGGAGUAGGCUGUACUGUAUAUGCGUGUUCUGUACUAUGUUUGACCAGUGUUCGUAUACGCAAUGGUUUAAAAAAAUAAAAUAAAACUAAGAAAGAAAACACCUGCAACCCAAGAUAUUUACUCACAGUUUCUUACACGUGAUGUAAUAUUUUCUUCCUUAUUUAUGCUGCGGGUUGCGGGUAGGUGGUGCUGCUCUUUUCAGGGGCAAGUUGGAACUUGUUCAAGGCUCCGGUCUACAUGCCCAGGCAAGCAAGCCGCUCAUUAUCAGAACGCGAACUCCCCGUCCCGUGGUGUGGAUUUAUUGACGUGGUGCUAUCCUGCGAGUCACAUUCAGGCUGUACUGUAUUACAGUAUAUAUAGAAUCGUGUGUUCGCAGCUGCAGCAUGGGUAGUUUUUUCAGAAAGGAUGGUUAUUAGUUAAGCGGAAUUAAUUAAAUGGUGCGUGCAGAAACAUUAAAUAUAUGGUUUUGCACGUAAAACCUUUAAUACUUCAGCUGCAAACAACAACUUGAAAGCUUACAAAGGAAAAAGUAAUUUGGGAACUUUUAUUAAUAUCAUGCCUUUUAUUUAAGUUACCUUUUUAGAUUGAAGUUAUAUCCAGCACCGUUUAGACCCAAUAAUACAGGACCGUUUCUAUUGAGAUGUUUGAUUUAUAAAAAAUAAAUAAAUAAAUAAAUGUCACUGCAACUCAGCAUUCGUUUAUAACGGAGGGACCCCAUUGCUGGGAACUGCAGCAUCACUCAGCAAUCGCUCCCUCUAUGGAAAUGAAUUGUGGGCGUGUUUCGACACUGCUGCAGGGUCGUCUUCAAGGUGAGGGGCUUGUCGAGGCUGAUUAAAAGUUGCAGAUAUAAUUGUCGGUGCGGUUGGCCACUCACUCAUCUGGUGUCCUAUGAUUCUUUCUAACUUAGUAGCCUUAUCAGUUUUUGAGAACGUGAUUCCCUAGAACCCAUCGCUAAUAACCACCCUGUGAAGGACCCAAAUAAAACAUGCAUAUAACCUAUCUCAAAGGGAAGUUUAAAUGAUGGUGAUAAUUAUAAUUCAGUGUUUAUUGUACAGCUUAUGCUGUAUCUUAUCCCUGGGCUCUUAACCUACAAAGUUGUGAUGUCUGUGCUUGAUUAAGCAGCUUGAGCUUUCUAUGCCGUCACACAUGGCUUUGCAUUGUGUGCAACUAUUCAGCAACAAUCAUGAGAAAAGAGAAGGAUCUCAAUGACCUCACAAGGGGCAUGAUAGUGGCCACAUGACCAAAGUAUCCAUCAGGACAGUCCCAGGUGUUCCCUGAAUGGCAGCAUUUGCAGAAAGCCACCAUCAGAAAGAAAGCACGACUCCAGUUGCAAGCAGGUCAUGACGGAUCAAGUGUGUGUACGUGUGCAACACAUUGUGACAAGCAACAGACGCCUCGUCCUAACACGAACAGAAAGAAGUGUGCUACACAUAUUGUAUGCGAUGUGGUUUAUGCAUGCACACUACCCUGGCAUAAAAUGUAUUUUAUGCUCGGAGCAGUAACUCCGCACCACUCAGAAUAAAGAAAAUAACAUUUGAAACUUGUUACCCUUUUGAUGAUAUGUAACAAAAAGUAAAUUUUCAUUCAGCAUUUUAAACAUACUGGACGUGGUUUGCUAAGUUUUCAGCUCACAAAGCUUGAGCUAUUUAAAUAUAUAUAUUUUUUAACUUUUCAAUGAAUUAAGAGUUUUGCACUUAUGUAACCCCAGGUGUUAUUUUCAUACUGUUUUCAAGGAGGAUCAACUGGAUGAUUCAGUUUUAUUAGUUACAUCAUAUUUUACAUUUUAAAUACAUUUGCAUGACCUGCGUGUCUAGUGUGCACGAAGCCCUAUAAAGAUUAACAUCCGCAUCCUUAGUCCAGACUCUGUCCACCUCUCAGCCGCUAUGAUUCUUUUGCAAUCAUCCCGAAAACUAUCUGCUUUGAAAGAUAUCCUUCUUCAACAGCUGCCACACUCAAUCGUGGUUUACGGGGCUGUUGCUCAAAUUCGCCAUGGUAACGCAUGUAAUCUUGAGGUGUGCGUGGAUUCUUGGCCUGCCUUCAAAACUGUAGUCUGUCGACGUCAAAGAAAGGCCAUACAAGAUCCUCAUAAUCCAUUUUCUAAUCUAUACACACUGUUCACCAAGGAUGUGGCCAGUCUGAGGACAAUGCUGAAGGACAAGACAGUAAUCAACUGGAAGCAACCCUGUCAUUUCCUAGCUUUUCCAAGCUCUCUCUUUGAUGCCGUCCAGGGAGAAAAACAGAAAAUAGAUCAUAUGAUUGAUCCCAGUUGCAUUUUAAUUCAUCAUGAUCCACAAAGUCUUCCAGAUGUGAGGACUGACGUGGCGCCAAGAAUAUCGAGCCUUAGAGUUACUCACGCUGAGAUAGUGAACCAAAGUGUGAAAUAUGGCGGUAGUGAACACAGCCUUAAUUAUAUAAAGACCUGCAUCCAGAACCUUCCAAGUUGCUGUAUCCUGGAUGAUAAUGGCAGCCCCAUCUCCUGGGCUCUGCUUGAUGAAAGCUGUGCCAUUCGAAUGGUAUUCACAUUACCUGAGUAUCGUAGGGUCGGUUACAUGAAGGUGGUCCUUGCUACACUUGCAAGGAAAGUACACAUGAUGGGCUUUCCAGUCCACCUCAGUGUUGAAGAAAAUAACACAGCCUCAUUACAUGCAUGUAAGAGUAUGGGCUUCACAUUAUAUCCAGAUUUAUAUUUAACGUUUAAACUAAUUCCAAGUAGUUUACCCUGAAGCAGUGCUGUGCAAGACAAUAUAAGAAGAUAUUGGAAAACAACAUUUUAUGUGUUUAAGUGAAUGUAACUUUUUUUUGGCAGAAUUGUUUAAAUGUACUGCAACAUGUGCACAUGCAUUACAAUCCAAUAAAGACAGUUUAGAGAUACAACUUGUUCCAUUAUUUAUGUUGCUAAAGAAUUUAUUUAAUAAAAGCCAGUGUGGGUGUGGGAAGCUAACAAAUGCUAUGUCAAAUAAAACAAAACAGUACGGAGUUAAUUCAGGAUAAGAAAAAAACGACAUUAUGAAACAAACAAAAACAAAGUAACUUGUCAGUGACUAAAUAUUUUACGGUAAAG